GGGUGGUGAUCAGUGGGGUCGGGUCAUGGGCAUGAUGUCGCCUGGCACCCGCGAGCUGGCUGCUAACACCUACGCCAACAAGCACGCCAAGUGGGUUGAGGCCAAGGCUGCUGUGCUGGUUGUGGAGGAAUCGGCCGCCGCCCGCAAGCACCGUGUCCUCUCCCAGGCGGCACUUUCCGAUCCCCCGCACCCUGCCGAGGCCAAGCCCCGGGCGCUGGCCUUUGCUGACGAGGUCAAUCUUCCACUCUGCCAUGUUCUCCUCAUUGAUCCCCGUCCCAACAGGCCGUCUUCGAUUCAGGUUACUGUCGCAGCUGCUGCUGCAGCGCCAAAGCCCGGCGAUCUUGCCCUGGAGGAGCUUGCAUCGCCCGCGCGCUCAGCCUUUGCCAACAUCACCAACGCGACUGUAGCAGAGUCGAACAUGGCGAUGCGCAAUGGCGGCGGCCGUAGCCGAGCGCACGCUGCCAAGGCUAAGCACGGCCCACGGGCGCCCCGCAGCAGCGGAUCAGGCUCGACCGCCCGGGCCAUGGCCCUGCACGAGCGCGAAAUGCGCCAGAUGCAGCUCAAGCUCGCCGCUAUGCCGCUGCAUCCGCUGCAGAUGUUUGGCGUACCGCCACCUGGCCCGCACAGCAUCCAUCCUGCCAGAGUCCGCUCCGGCGGCUACCCUUCCAGCCAUAGACCACCGGGCUCCAACUCUCGCGGACCGAGCCGAUCGGCCGUCCCCCAUGCUAACCCCAACCCCAACCCCAACCCUAACCCCAACUCCAGUCUUGGCCACAAGCCCAAGUUGCGCUCUGGCUCCAUCUCCGUGCCGAUGUCCGGACCGAUGCCGUCGUACCCGUCGCUCCUGCGCUGA
Messenger RNA from Thecamonas trahens ATCC 50062, 853 nucleotides. Its product is annotated as leucine-rich repeat protein. NCBI's taxonomy places the organism in Eukaryota, Apusomonadida, Apusomonadidae. The record is from RefSeq and is a predicted model, not a curated record. Bases 26 to 853 code for a protein of 275 amino acids. The transcript has a single exon.